AUGGAGUUGCCAACGCACCAGCCGCUCCUCGCUGAGGACACCGAUGAGGAUCUCUCGGAUGAGCAAAUACGGGAGCUGCUUAAUGAAGCUGCUGUCCGCAUGCGCGCAAAGGCAGCCACUGCGCCGCCCGCGAGCAAGUCGGAUGCUCCGUUCAGGCUGCCCAAGCUGCUGCCCGGCCAUAUUGCCGAUACUUACGAGAAGACUGACGGCAACAUCACGCGCCUAGAUCACUCCAAGCUCGUCGACAAGAAGCAACAGGCUUUGGCUAACGGCAUCAAAAAGAUUGAGGAUCCGCUCCAGAUCAAGAAGCAGAAGCAAGAGGAGAAGAAGGCCACGGCUGGUUCACAAUGGUUCAAUUUGCCCAAGACCGAUCUUACCCCAGAACUGCGCCGAGACCUGCAGCUGCUCAAGAUGAGGAACGUACUUGAUCCGAAGCGUCACUACAAGAAGGACAACAAAAAGAACGACGUUCCCGCAUUCUCACAAGUCGGUACUAUCAUCGAAGGCGCCACCGAGUUCUACAGCAGCCGUCUGAAGAACAAGGAGCGCAAGCAGACCAUGUUGGAGGAGGUCAUCGCCCAGGAACAGGACACUGGCCGUUUCAAGCGGAAGUACGAGGAUAUACAGACAUCCAAGGCGAGUGGCAAGAAGGCUCACUACAAGGCCAUGAUGGCAAAGCGAAACAAAGGCAAGGUCGUCAAGCCUUGA
Molecule: messenger RNA, 708 nt
Organism: Alternaria atra
Lineage: Eukaryota; Fungi; Ascomycota; Dothideomycetes; Pleosporales; Pleosporaceae
Exons: 2
Coding region: 1-708 (235 amino acids)
Biological process (GO): RNA processing
Cellular component (GO): nucleolus
Molecular function (GO): RNA binding
Source: RefSeq, a predicted model, not a curated record